AUGUCGCGCCCCGAAGACAUCCUACCCCCCGAUCUCUUCUACAAUGACUCGGAAUCGCGAAAAUACACAACCUCUUCGCGUAUCCAGAAGAUUCAAUCCACAAUGACCCAUCGCGCCCUCUCCCUCCUCGCACUUUCCUCGCCCUCCAUGAUUCUCGACAUUGGCUGCGGCUCCGGUCUUAGUGGCGAGAUCCUGUCACAAACCGCAGAACAAGGCACACCCGGCGGCCCACACGUAUGGAUUGGCUUUGACAUUAGCGCAUCCAUGCUGGGCGUUGCGUUGGAGAAAGAGGUAGAAGGAGAUUUGCUGCUAGCCGACGCAGGCCAAGGUGUACCGUUCAGACCAGGAACCUUCGACGCUGCCAUCAGUAUCAGUGCAGUCCAAUGGCUGUGUAACGCUGAAAGUAGCGAGGAGAGUCCUGCGGGCAGAUUAUCGAGGUUCUUCAACCAGCUCUAUGCGAGUCUGAAGAGAGGAGGGAGGGCUGUCUGUCAGUUCUACCCAAAGAACGAUGCACAGAAGAAGAUGGUGGCGCAGGCAGCUAUCAAGGCCGGUUUCGGUGCGGGUCUUCUUGAGGAUGACAUGGGAACCAAGAGUGCAAAGACAUAUCUUGUCCUAACUGUGGGCGGAGGAGCGCUCGAUGGCGACAUCACAGGUGUUGUGAGGGGCAUGGAAGGCGUUGACGUUGAGGAUGCACGAAGAAAGGCAAAGGGCAUGAAGAGAGGUGAAGAACGAAAGGGCAGCAAAGCAUACAUCAUGAAGAAGAAGGAGCAGAUGGAGAGGCAAGGCAAGGUUGUCAAGGCGUCGUCCAAGUACACUGGCAGAAAGAGGAGGAUCCAAUUCUAG
Alternaria burnsii is the source of this 843-nucleotide messenger RNA. RefSeq names its product s-adenosyl-l-methionine-dependent methyltransferase. Gene Ontology annotation, cellular component: nucleolus. Lineage: Eukaryota; Fungi; Ascomycota; Dothideomycetes; Pleosporales; Pleosporaceae. Bases 1 to 843 code for a protein of 280 amino acids. The transcript has 2 exons. Gene Ontology annotation, molecular function: rRNA (guanine) methyltransferase activity. The record is from RefSeq and is a predicted model, not a curated record. Gene Ontology annotation, biological process: rRNA (guanine-N7)-methylation.